Molecule: messenger RNA, 555 nt
Organism: Kwoniella botswanensis
Lineage: Eukaryota; Fungi; Basidiomycota; Tremellomycetes; Tremellales; Cryptococcaceae
Exons: 3
Coding region: 1-555 (184 amino acids)
Cellular component (GO): mitochondrion
Molecular function (GO): carbon-nitrogen ligase activity, with glutamine as amido-N-donor
Source: RefSeq, a predicted model, not a curated record
AUGUUCGCUCAAAUACUUUCUCGACGUGCUCUACACACUUCUCGUCCGCUUCUCUCAGCUCAGCCCGGCUUAGAAGCUACUUUGCGAAACGCCUUGAAGGCAUCGAUGAAAGCCAAGGAUAAACCAGCAGCGGCAUGUUUGAAGUCAAUCCUUGCAGAUGUCACCAAUGCGACUAAAUCAGGAGCGAACCCUAACGAACCGAUAAAUGACGAGGGGGUCAUGGGAGUAUUGAAGAAAGGUAUUUCGCAGAGGACCCAAGCAUCUGAAUCAUAUUCACCAACCUCCCCUUCCCCUCAUCCCGAGAACUAUUCCUCCCUCUUAAACGAGAUCAGCCUCCUCAAAUCGUUCUUACCAGAAGCACCAUCCAAUGAAAUCCUCCAGCAAUCUAUUGAUAAGAUUAUUACCGGACUGACAGACGAGUUGAAAGCUUCUAGGGGAGUUGCAGGACAGGUAUUAAAUAAGUUAUGGGAAGAGCUGGGCGAUAAGAAAGCUGGAGUGGACAAAAAGGUCGUUGGAAAGAUGGUCCAGGAAGCUUUGAAGAAGUUGCAGAUAUGA